This is a messenger RNA of Saccharomycodes ludwigii, 624 nucleotides long. It is a transcript of the gene ATP5, whose product is annotated as F1F0 ATP synthase subunit 5. Gene Ontology annotation, cellular component: membrane. Gene Ontology annotation, molecular function: proton-transporting ATP synthase activity, rotational mechanism. The transcript has a single exon. The record is from RefSeq and is a predicted model, not a curated record. Lineage: Eukaryota; Fungi; Ascomycota; Saccharomycetes; Saccharomycodales; Saccharomycodaceae. Gene Ontology annotation, biological process: proton motive force-driven mitochondrial ATP synthesis. The coding region runs from base 1 to 624 and encodes 207 amino acids.
AUGUUUACCAGAACCUUUAUUCGCAGAUUAGCCACCACUGCCUCCAGGGAAGGUGUUAUUAAACCACCUGUUCAAUUAUUUGGUUUGGAAGGUACCUAUGCUACUGCUUUAUACAGUGCUGCUUAUAAAACCACCAACAUCGACAGUGCCUUUAGCUCUUUGAAGUCUUUGACUUCUGCCAUCAAGCAAGAUUCCAAACUAAAAGGCAUCCUUGAAAACCCAACUUUAAAUGCUGAAGACAGACAAGUUGUUUCUUCUACCUUGAGCACAUUGGCUGAGGACAAAGCUGUUGACAACCUAUUGACUGUUUUGGGUGAAAACAACAGAUUGAGUUUAUUGCCAAAGAUAUCCGAGGAAUUCGGUAAAUUGCACUCUGCAUACCAUGGUGUUAUCGAAGCCACUGUUGUAUCUGCUGUGCCAUUGGAAAGUAAAAUUUUGAAAAGAUUACAAAAGUCUAUUUCUGGUAGCAGUUUAGUUGGUGAAGGCAAGACUUUACAAUUGAAGAACGUUGUUAAGCCAGAAAUCCAAGGUGGUUUAGUUGUUGAAGUUGGUGACAAGACUGUUGAUGUCAGUGUUGCCUCUAAGAUUACUAAGUUGAACCAAAUCUUAAAUGAAACUAUUUAA